AUGAAACAGAUAUCCCAAAACCUAAGCGCAGUUGAAUCUGCCGUGGCACAGCUCUGUGCCGCACUGCGAGGUGAUGCACAAUCAGAAGCUGGACAGGCCCGUAUCAACACGGCAGCCAUCAACUUGAAGGACGACCUUGAAGUUAUGCGCGACUCCCAAUCGGCCAUUGAGAGCUCUGGUGAUGACACCAAGAAGAAGGCCCUCCAGGACUUGAUUGGCCCAUUUUCCAAAGGCCUUAGCCAAUUCGCAAAAAUCAUCACGAAUAUCUACGAGCGUGGAUCCCUUCCUGAUGCUAUUGCAUCAGACUUGAAGCCUGUUCUGGCCAAGUAUGAAGAGGUUCAAGAGUCUUAUGAGAAGCUUGCUACCGACAGCGGCCUGAAGAUUGAUUUGUAUAUGCCUGGAGUGUCAAAUGUACUGCCAGCAAAUGUGGAGGAGGCCUUUGGCAAGCUUGGCGGGCGAUAUCGGCCUGGUCUAUCUUGUAUUCCCGGCCCGCCUCUCGCAAAAUGGACAAAACUUUGGAGACUCUACGAUGUUUACAACGGUCAAUCUCAUCAGACGGCUAUAAGACUACACAAAAAGCACGGCCCGCUUGUUCGAAUUGCACCCCGCAUUAUAUCUGUUGGCGAUCCUGCAGCCAUCAAAACCAUCUAUGGAUUGACCGGCGCAUUUACCAAGUCAGCAUUCUACCCUAUUCAGAGUAUUUCUUGGAACAAGAAACCGCAAAUGAACCUCUUUUCAACACGGGACACGGUUUAUCACCGGGAACAGAAGAAAAAGGUCGCGCACGCUUACAGCUUGACCAGUCUUCUCGGAUCCGAGGAGGCAAUGGACUCCUGUACUCAACUCUUCACUUCACGCCUCGACGAAUGGGCCACGACAGAUAAGCCCAUUGAUCUAGGCGCGUGGCUUCAGUAUUACGCUUUCGACGUCGUUGGUGAAGUAACCUUCGCACAGAAGCUAGGGUUCUUGGAGACUGGCGCAGAUGUUGACGGCAUGAUGGAGACCAUUGAGGGUAUUCUCUUCUACGCAGCUCUGUGUGGGCAGGUGCCGGAGAUGCACCCACUUCUGCUGGGCAACCCCUUAUUUCCGUAUUUGAUUCCAGCCAUGGAGUCAUGGAAUGCCGUGUUGACCUUCACCCUAAAGGCCAUCAAUUCUCGGACAACUAUCCAGCGGGACGGCGAACUGGAGCUUAACGGCGACGGAGGCAGGGACUUUCUGUCAAAGUGGGCUGCAGUCAAGAAAAGGGAUCCGCUCAAGAUGAGUACCCGAGAUGUUAUUACACAUCUCUCAACCAACGUAUUUGCCGGCUCGGAUACUACCGCCAUCGCUCUCAGAGCAAUUGUUUACUUCCUCAUCAAACACCCAGAAAAUAUGAGAAGGGUUGUAGAAGAGAUCGACACAGCUGAUAAAAGCGGAAAGCUCAGCGACCCUAUCUCAUACAAGGAAUCCACUGGUCAUCUGCCAUACAUGGGAGCUGUGAUCAAAGAAGCGAUGCGGCUACAUCCCUCUGUCGGGCUUCUCAUGGAGCGGCAUGUCCCGCCCCAGGGCGCAGAGAUAUGCGGGCAGUUCAUCCCCGGAGGCACAGUCGUCGGCAUCAACCCAUGGGUUCUUCACUCGGACCCCAGAGUGUACAAGGAUCCUGAAUCCUUCAUUCCUGAGCGCUGGUUAACUGCAGACGCGGGGUUGCUCUCCAAGAUGGAAAAUAGUUUUUUGGCUUUUGGCGCAGGAUCGCGAACUUGUAUUGGAAAGUACAUUAGCCUGAUGGAAAUGCACAAGGUGAUGCCGCAAUUACUAAGGAGGUAUACUAUCAAGUUGGACGAUCCCAAGGCUGAGUGGCGAACAUCGAACCGCAUAAUUAUCGGUAUACUAACUAAAAACGACGUUGCAAUGUCUGGCGCUGAAGCUGCCCUCCUAGGAGUGGGCAUUCUCUGCAACGCGAUGCAAAUCCUCACCUUUGCCAAGGACUCCAUCCACGUGUAUCGCAAUAUCCGCGAUGGCCGAGCUCCUGACCUAAAACUCGACUCGUAUCUCAAAAAUGCGAAGACUUGCUUCAAUGAGAUGAACCAAACCGCCGCACAGAUUGGGCCACUGGGCCAGACUCAGCAGCAAAUUGUCGAUGUUGGCAAAAAGGUCCAUGACUGCGUGGAGGAGCUGCAGCAACAGUUCGUCACGCUUAAUGUUGACGAAUCUUCAAGAAAAGGGCUUCGUGGUAGAGUGGCUGCGUCGAAGAAAAGCGCAUUGGCACUUUGGCGUGGAAAGGAACUUGAAGAUGCCGAACACAACCUCCAGCGCCACGAACAGCUCUUGCACAGUCUCCUCUUGAACCAAGUUUGCAGCCAAUCCCAAGCCACCGAGAUCACCUCUUUAGAGACUUUCCAGCACCUCGAAGGGGCUUUGCGGAACAUCAUUUCACAGCUAGCACAUGGCUCCACAAAAGUCUCAGACCUGGGCACUGAUAUAUUUGCAAAACUAAGUUCCCGAGUGGCAGAUGAGCACGCAACGACGAGAACUAUUAUUGAACAUCAAACAUCUUCAUUGGAGACCACAAUCCGUGAGGGUACUUCUCAGUCGAUUGAUCAACUUCGUCAGGAACUGGUGGAUCGUGAGCAGGAUAAGGCUUUUGAGAAACAGUAUGAGCAACUUCUGUCGAGUCUACGGUUCCCAGAGAUGAACAGCCGAAGAAACCAUAUAUCAAAUAACUAUCCUGGAACAUUUAAUUGGAUGUUUGAUCAACACGACUCACCACAGUCGGAUCAUGGCUCGUCAUAUGAAUCUGAUCUGUCAGAAAUGGAUAGUCAAACAUCUCAAGAAGACACACAGACUAGUGAGAUGAAGGUCUUUCGCUGCCCAGAGGAUGUCGAGACUACUAAUGAGCUAGACUCAGAUUGUUUUCCAUGCUGGUUAGAAUCAGAGUUAAAUAUCUUCUGGGUCAGUGGUAAGCCAGCUUCAGGCAAGAGCUCUCUGAUGAAAUUUAUCGCUUCAAAACAUUUAACAAUGAAUCAUCUCAAAUCCUGGCGCUCGAAUGUACGAGUUCUUACUCAUUUCUUCUGGAAGCCCGGCCAGCUGUUACAAAGAAACGUGGAAGGCAUGGUUUUGUCGCUCCUCUAUCAAGUCCUAGGUUGCAGACUUGCACUUUGUCGAAAGUUGUGUGAAGCCCAGCCCUACGUGCGGCACAAGCGGAGUCACUCGGACUGGAGCCUCGAUGAGUUAACAGAGACUCUGGUUAGAGCACUGGAAGCUUCCCCCGAGGCCUUUUGCAUCUUCCUAGACGGUCUGGAUGAGGCCAAAGAGCUAGAAAAUCUGCCCUGGCCCGACUGGACCAAUGCUCAAGUCAUCCACAAACUCCUCGAAGUAAACAACGUCAAGCUUUGUGCAUCGAGCAGGGAGGAACAUGCAUUUUGCUCUUUUUUCAAGGGUGCAUUGCGGAUCAGGCUACAUGACUUGAACUGUCGAGAUAUCACUCUUUUCGUACGAAAACGACUCGUUAUCUCUGGGCUUCAUUGCCGCGAUCGGGAUGAACUUGUACAUGAGAUUGUAAAAAAGGCUGAAGGCGUGUUCCUUUGGGUCUCUAUUGUGUUGGAUCGCCUGAACCAGGCCAUACGGCACGACUAUACAACCAUCGAGAUACUUCGAGAACGCCUCGAACAGACUCCCUCAGAUUUGGCUACGCUCUACGCCGACAUGUGGGAUAGAAUCGGGGAUAAUGGCCGGCUGCCCAGUGUUCGAACGGCAUCAUCUCACUACUUCAGUCUGACGAUUCUUGCUCGAAAGAUGAAUGAAUAUCUAGAGCACGACAGCAAGACACUAGAUCAGCCUGGUUACAGCAUGUCUUCAUUACUUGUAAUGGCGACAGCUAUACAAGAUAACUCAAUGGAGGCAAUACUAAGCAUGAGUCGUAAUAUAACAGUCGAUGAACUCCUAGCUAGAUGUUCGAAAGCCGAGAACGAAGUGAAAGUCGUUUGUGGUGGCCUGCUUGAGGUGAUCAAUCACGGCCGAGACCCUCGGUACAUUCUAUGGAGGGGAGACAAGCGGCUCCGAGAUUAUAACUUCAAAGAAGUCAAUUUCAUCCACCGAAGUGUUUUUGAUUUUCUUAUGGAUACAGUCGCUGGCCAUGAUCUGUACGGGGCCUGCGAGUCUCCUGACGGGAAUAACACUUCCAGGUUACUUGCAGCCCAUCUUGUUAGAGCUCAAUUCAUAUAUCUCGAUCGUGGCCUCGACGUCGACCUCAAAUAUAUGUCAAUCGACAACAGAUGCAAGUAUCGAUCUUCCACGUCCAAUCCGUCUUUGCAAGUGGCUCUGGCUAUUGCUUUGGAUGGUCGCCUGGUGUCAAAUUUUUCAUUCCAGGACAGCUUGUUUGAUGCUAUUAAAGUAUGGCAGUUAUCCGGCUUACUUGCCGGUCACUUAUAUUGGUACUUCCCAAAGUGUUUCCGUUCGAGUGCAAACUACCUCGAGCUGGAACUUGUAGAAGCCAGCAUUUAUGUGGCUUUCUCCAAUGAGAAUAUGGAUCAGAAGAGGGCCAGCGCCAUCGUUAAGAGGCUACUUAGCAAAUAUGACACGCCUUGGCUGGUUGAUAGUCUUCCUGUCAUUCUUCGUGCGCUGUCCCGAGCUCGCAAACGCUUUUGGGACGGCAAGAGUCCAUUUGAGUCACUGGUCAAAUAUGUUCUUGAUCGCUUUCGAAGCGUAGACCGAGAUAGUGCUCACCUUGACGGCACAAUAAAGCAUGCUAUCCGCACUCUGCACUGUUGGUGUAUCAUUCACUACUUGGAGUUCGUAGCUCUUACCACUGCUUAUUCAACAAUAGAGCCAGAUUUGAAACUGUUAUAUGAGCUGAGGAAUACUCUGACACCCGAAGAAUGGGGUCAGCCGGUUUUGAUUGAGCUUGUAUAUAAGGAUAUAACUUCCGGUAGGCUCGACUCAGAACUUCCUGAUACCGGAUACUUGUUUGAGCCAAGACAGAGACCUGAAGAUUUCCUCUGUCGAGGCCAAUACGUCCUGGCUGUUGGGAACCUCGCAACCGCAUACCAGUUGGUAGAUACGAUGCUAUCAACGGAGUUUUCGCGAAUCCUCGACAUCCAGAUCCCGCAGGGUAUUACAUCGCGAAUGGAUAUAAUACUUCUUGCUGAGCUCUACCCUAGCCGCAAGAGUAUCUAUUAUUCACCAGGAGGGGGGUUUCAUAGCCAGAUCCGAAAACUGUUGAAAACAAUACCCGCGCUGGAACGUCGACAAUCUUGGCUAAAGUUGCUGAAAACUUCACGCGAAGAGCUAGGACGAAUCCAUAGUUCACAGGUUGUUGAUUACGUGGUACGCGAGUUAAGAGAAAGAGAUGUAGAUGUUAUUCUUGUUGCUGGUCUGAUGUCUUUAGCUGAUGUAUCUAGGCAAAUGGAUAAGGUCAAGGAAUAG
Messenger RNA from Fusarium tjaetaba, 5400 nucleotides. RefSeq names its product pisatin demethylase cytochrome P450. The transcript has 8 exons. Gene Ontology annotation, molecular function: iron ion binding; monooxygenase activity; heme binding. The record is from RefSeq and is a predicted model, not a curated record. NCBI's taxonomy places the organism in Eukaryota, Fungi, Ascomycota, Sordariomycetes, Hypocreales, Nectriaceae. Bases 1 to 5400 code for a protein of 1799 amino acids.